Heterocephalus glaber (naked mole-rat) is the source of this 1947-nucleotide messenger RNA. RefSeq names its product nipsnap homolog 1 (gene Nipsnap1). Gene Ontology annotation, biological process: sensory perception of pain. Gene Ontology annotation, cellular component: mitochondrion. Lineage: Eukaryota; Metazoa; Chordata; Mammalia; Rodentia; Bathyergidae. The record is from RefSeq and is a predicted model, not a curated record.
GAACUGGCAACGGGGGCGGGGACUUCUUCCAACCUGCGCCUCUCCAACAUGGCUCCGCGGCUUUGCAGCAUCUCUGUGGCGACACGGCGGCUACUGGGUAGCCCAGGACCCAGAGCGGGGGUCGCUGCCGCGCCGGCUGCGGCUGCUGCCCGUUCCUAUUCCAAGGACAGUGAAGGCAGCUGGUUUCGCUCCCUGUUUGUCCACAAAGUAGACCCCCGGAAGGAUGCCCACUCUACCCUGCUGUCCAAGAAGGAGACCAGCAGCCUCUAUAAGAUCCAGUUUCACAAUGUGAAGCCCGAGUGUCUGGAUGCCUACAACAGUCUGACGGAGGCUGUGCUGCCAAAGCUCCACCUGGAUGAGGAUUAUCCCUGCUCGCUUGUGGGCAACUGGAACACGUGGUACGGGGAGCAGGACCAGGCAGUGCAUCUGUGGCGCUUCUCAGGCGGCUACCCAGCCCUCAUGGACUGCAUGAACAAGCUCAAAAACAACAAGGAGUACCUGGAAUUCCGAAAGGAACGGAGCUGUAUGCUGCUGUCCAGGAGAAACCAGUUGCUCCUGGAAUUCAGCUUCUGGAAUGAGCCACAGCCUAGAGCAGGCCCCAACAUCUAUGAGCUGAGGACAUACAAACUCAAGCCAGGAACCAUGAUCGAGUGGGGCAACAACUGGGCUCGGGCCAUCAAGUACCGGCAGGAGAACCGGGAAGCUGUGGGCGGCUUCUUCUCACAGAUAGGAGAGCUCUACGUUGUACAUCAUCUCUGGGCCUACAGAGACCUGCAGUCUCGGGAGGAGACUCGAAAUGCUGCCUGGAGGAAGAGGGGCUGGGAUGAAAAUGUCUACUAUACAGUCCCCUUGGUGCGACACAUGGAGUCUCGGAUCAUGAUCCCCUUGAAGAUUUCGCCUCUUCAGUGAUGCUGCUGUUACCUCCACCUCUUUCCCCUUCUCUCUCAGGGCAGCCUGGGGCAGAUGAACUUCUGGUCCUGCUGUAUUGGUUUUCUCUGGGCUCUGAGAGGACUCCAACAGGUAGAGAGAGUUCAGCUCAAAGAUGACAAGAUUUUGAGGAGUUACAGUUCUGUCCAGAACUUCCUACCUUCCCUGUCCACCUCCUUCCCUCUGCUGGAAGUAGUUUCUAAGUUCUCUGAAUGAAGAAUAGAAACCUUUUAGGUCUUGUCACAUUUCGCCCAUAAGAUUACUCAUCUCAAGGCCUCCUGUCCCCAGAUAUCACCAUGGAAAUCCUUGGUUUAGCUCAGUUGCACAGAAGGUAGGAUAAGUGUGGUUAGAGGUGGGGUGGGAAAGGAGGAAGUCAGACCAGGCAUGGCCCUCAAGAAUUCCCUGGUCUCCACUGGGUCACCCACUCGCUGGACAAGUAAGUCUGAGCCAGGUUCCUCUUGCUGAGAAAAAGCUUGGAACUCCCAUGAACCCUCAGCUGUCAAAGAGAUCCAGAAUUCUACCCAGUGAAGCUAAAGAAAAGGAUUGGAAUAGGGAGAAUUUGGGAGCAGGAAACACAUGGAACAGAAACCCAGAAGCUAGCACACAGAAUUCAGAACUUGAGUUUGAACUGCAGAAUUUGGAAUACAGAAUUGGGGAAUAGAACAGAAGUGACAGAAGACCCCUUGGGUGGUCUAGAUACUAGACAAAUGAAGAGAGGCUGAUUUCCCCUUACAUAAUGAGUUUGAAACUAGAAUAUGUAGUUCUGGCCUUUCUCCUGCCAGGUCCCUUCUUCCUGCAGGCAACACUACAGGCCAAGGCCAGUAUUUCCAUCACCUGCAUUUCUUCUUCUCCACCUGACAUUCUGUUAUCCUAACCCUCAUUUUCCAGAGCCAUGAGAUCUGGGGACCUCCUCAGUGAACCCUGGUCCCAAUACCUCAUGAACCCCUGGGUAGCUUGAUUUUGCCUCCCUACCAGGAAAACGUGGAGUUGCUUAUGGAACCAAUUAAAUAUUUACUAUAA